Messenger RNA from Prunus armeniaca (apricot), 1293 nucleotides. Lineage: Eukaryota; Viridiplantae; Streptophyta; Magnoliopsida; Rosales; Rosaceae. The record is from the annotation of a GenBank genome assembly.
AUGUUUGCUCCUGUAGUUCGAAUGGAGACUAUAAGAACUGUUUUGGCUUUGGUUGCACAACUGAAGACAAAGGUUUAUCAAUUGGAAGUCAAAUAUGCAUUUUUAAAUGGAGAACUUGAAGAAGAGGUUUAUGUGGAGCAACCUCAAGGUUAUGUUGAGAAAGGGAGGGAAGAUAAAUUUUAUCGCCUCCGUAAAGCCUUAUAUGGCUUAAAGCAAGCGCCAAGAGCCUGGAACAACAAAAUUGAUCACUAUUUUCAGCAAAAUGGAUUUACAAGAAGCUUCAGUGAGCCAUCACUUUAUCUCAAGAAAGAAGAUACACAUGAUUUUCUGAUUUUGUGCCUUUUUGUUGAUGAUUUGAUUUAUACAAGCACAAAUCCAAGGAUGGCAGAAGUUUUCAAGAAGAACAUGAUGAAGGAAUAUGAGAUGACAAAUUUAGGCACUAUGAGAUAUUUUCUUGGUAUACAGGUUCAACAAUCAGAUGAGGGAAUAUUUAUUUCUCAAGAGAAGUAUGCUGAAAAUCGGUUGAAAAAAUUCAAUAUGUUGAAGAGCAAACCAACGGAUACUCCAAUGUCAAUUAAUUUGAAGCUUACAAGUAACGAUGGAGCACCUAAGUUUGAUGCAUCCAUAUAUAGAAGUGUGGUUGGUUCAUUAAUUUAUCUUACAAAUACAAGGCCAGAUAUUGUUCAUGAUGUAAGUGUGGUAUCUAGAUUCAUGAGUGAUCCAAGUAAUCACCAUUUUGCUGCAGUAAAAAGAAUACUGAGAUACAUACAAAGAACCCAGGGAUAUGGUAUUAGAUAUACACAAGAGAAGGAAGCACAGUUUUUUGGCUACACAGAUAGUGACUGGGAAGGUGCAAUUGAUGAUAGAAAGAGCACCUCUGGACAUGUGUUUUUCUUGGGAAGUAAAGUUAUAUCAUGGUUGUCAAAGACGCAAAGUACAGUGGCAUUAUCAACAGCCGAAGCAGAGUAUAUUUCAGCCACAAGUGCAGCAUGUGAAGCAGUUUGGAUUAGAAGAAUAUUAGUAGAUCUUCGUCAAGAACAAAACACUCCAACAAAAUUGUACUGUGAUAACAUGUCCACAAUUGCCAUGACAAAGAACCCAAUAUUUCAUAGCAUGUCAAAGCACAUAGAACUUCGUCAUCAUUUUAUCAGAAAAUUGGUUGAAGACGAAGAGAUUGAACUGAAAUUCUGUGGUACUGAUGAGCAGAUUGCAGAUGUUCUUACAAAAGCACUUCCAAUAGAGAAGUUCUACUAUUUCAGAGAAAGACUAAAUGUCGCAGGACAAAUGCAUUAA